AUGCUACCCCUGAACCCUCAUCCUCAUCCUCAUUCCCUUUCUUUCUGUGCCCUCCACAUUUCUCUCUUGCUCUCUCUCUCUUUCACUCUCUCUCUUUCUCUCUCUCACACACACACAAACACACACACUUUCAGCUUCUCAAAUGUCGCAAUUCAAGAGACAUAUACUUACGCAUAUAUGCACAAAUAUCUAUCUAUCUAUCUAUCUAUCUAUCUAUCUAUCUAUCUAUCUAUCUAUCUAUCUAUCUAUUUGUUGAUGUUUGAUCUAUCUAUCAAUCUAUCUAUCUAUCUAUCUAUCUCUCUCUCUCUCUCUCUAUAUAUAUAUAUAUAUAUAUAUAUAUAUAUAUCUGUUAAUUCUUUGACUUAUUUCAUUUUCUUUUUUUUCAUUUUGCUUACUUUUCUCCUUUUCUUUUUCUUUGUUUCUUUCUUCUUUUUUUCUCAUUCAUUUUUUUUCAUAUUUCCUUUUCGUUUCGUUUCGCCCUUAUUUCUUUUUUUCCUUUAUAACUUAUUUUCAUUUCUUAAUUUUUCAAUAUAUUUUUCUUUACUUUUCUAUUUUUCUUUUCUUUCUUUUUCUUUUUUCUCCUUCUUUUUCCUUUUUUCCUUUCUUCAGUUUUCAUUGUUCUCAUUUUUCAUUCCCUCUCCACUCUCCAUUUUCUUUUCCCUUUCUCCUCUAUUUCUUUUCUGUUUUUCUUAUCUUUUCUCUUUUGUAUUAGUUUUGUCUUUUUCAUUUCUUUUUCUUUUUCUUUUCUCUUUAGGUUUUGUUUUCUUUCUAUCUUCCGUUUUCUUUUCGUUUUAUCUUUUCUGUUUGUUUUUUUUUUAUUUUCCGUUUUCUUUUUUUUAG
Molecule: messenger RNA, 840 nt
Organism: Acanthosepion pharaonis
Lineage: Eukaryota; Metazoa; Mollusca; Cephalopoda; Sepiida; Sepiidae
Source: the annotation of a GenBank genome assembly